GCACGAAGGCGGAAGCAAACAGAAGCAACUUGGCUUUGGAAUGCACGUCGAAAUAUUUAGAUGGCGAGGUAGCUCGAUCGCUAACUAGCCCAGUGAGGCGAGAUCUGAUGUUUAAAGAAUUAUUUCACACAUAGUUUAGCUAACAAAUUAAACUGUGAACUACACGUUCUUGACCAAGAUGGAGGAGACCAACCCAGAGCUUGUGACCUCGCCUCCCGGACCCGGAACCGGGAAGUCCAAGUUGGACACCUUGUCAAAAGAGGACCUGAUCAAGUUUUCCAAGAAACAAAUGGCUAUGUUGCAGAAGAUGAAAUCAAAAUGUGCAGAUUUGGAAAAAGAAGUUGACACACUGAAAGCUAAAUCGAACAGCAGCGAAGAUGACACUCUUAUUCAGGAGCUGACAGAGAGGAUGGAUGCUGUGCUGCUGGAAAAGGCUGAAACACAGCAGAAUCUGGUUUUGCUGCGGAAAGAUAAUGAGAAGGCCAAACAGCAGGCUCAGGAUGCACUGGAGGAGCUUGCCAGGCUUCGGGAACAGUUGGACCAGUCCAGCGCAGAUCACCUGAGAGAAAUGGAGGACCUGAAACAGACUAUGGAUGCGUCCCAUGCCAAGCACAAGGUGGAGGUGGAGAAGCUGCAGUUGCUUCUGAAGGAGAAGGAGGAGAAGGAGCAGGGGGAGGGCCUCCAGCAGCAGGAGCUGGAGGCGCGGCUGGAGUCAGUUCGGCAGAACUAUGAGGGCCAGCUGUCCUCCCUGCGGCGCGAGCUGGAGACCGCCGAGGAGGAGCGGCUCCGACAGUCACAGGAGGAGGCCCAGAUCCUGCGCGAGGAGGCGGCGAGAAUAAGGAGCGCUCACGAGGAGGAGGUGCGGGAGCUGACGGAACAGCUGGAGACGUCUGCAGCAGAUUUUGAGAUGGAGAGAGAGCGGCUGCUCCUGCUGCAGGACGAGCUUUCGGAGCAGCUGUCUCUGAAGGACAGCUUUCUGCAGGACGUGCAGGAGGAGGAGGAGGACGCUGGCCGGGCCGGGGGUGGCCGGGGUGGGACAGCGGCCGGGGGGACUGAGGCCUUGCACACUGAGGACCGGGACGACGAGAUAGGCCAGCUGAGGCUGGCACUGGGGGACCUGCAGUCCCAGAAUUCCAUGCUGCAGGAGGAGCUGAUAUACCUGGGCAAUGUGAAGGCCGGGCUGGAAGCGGAGCUGCUACAAGCCAAGGAGGAUUUCCAGCUGGAGAAGGAGGAGCUUGAGUUCAAGGUUAACGAACUGCAGAUGUGCCGGGAGGAUGGUGAGGGCUUGGAUGCGAAGAGCUUGGAGCAGCCCCAGGUCUCUGCUCAGCAACAGCAAGAGAUCCCAGCCCUGGAGGAGCUCCACAGGGCGGCGAUGGCCCAGCUGGAGAGGGACCUCCUCCUCAAGGCCCAGGAGGAGAAGGAGAUAAUGGCUCAGGAGGUCAGCGAGCUCCGUGAGAGAUGCGACCGGCUCUUUGCGGAGAGGAACGUGGCCGCGGAUGAGUGCGAGGAGACGAAGGAGAUCCUGCGCAACCUGGAAGUGGAGCUGGGGGAGCGGACCGGAGAGUUUGUAAAGCGGUACGACGCCAUGAAGGAGCAGGGCGCUGCGGCGGUCCAGGAGCUGCAGGAGAAGCUGCGGGCCUCGCACAGCCAGAAUGACGGCCUCCGGGAGAGACUCAGGGGCCUGGAGCUGGCGGCAGAGGAGGCGCAGGUCGAGGAGGAGCUGAGAAGCUCGCUGGAGGCCCUGCGGGAGAAGAACAAGGACAUCCUGUCCCUACUGCAGGAGAAGGAGAGCGCCGUGCAGGAGCUGGAGGAGCAGGUCUCCACCCUGGCCUCCGAGAAGGAGGCCGCUCAGGAAGCACUGGAGGCGGUGCAGCAAGAGCUGGAGAGGGCCAGGGAGGACCAGAGUGCCGAACAGGGGAACGCUUCUAAACUGGAGCUGUGCCUCCACAGCCUGACCCUGGAGAAGGAGGAGAUGCAGAAGAGGCUGGAGCAGUCGACCACUGCCCUGGAGGAGAGAGAGCAUGCAGGGCGGAGGGCGGAGGGCAUGCUGGAGGAGGUGGCUGCGGACAGGGAGCAGCUGGCCUCUGAGCUGCAGGCCCUUAGGGAGGAGGUGGCUGAGCUCAGGAGGAGAGAGGAGCUCCUUCGAGAGGAGGCCACGAGCUUCGGCAAGGAGCGGGCCGGCCUGGAGGAUCGCCUGAGGAGCGUUUCAGAGGAGAGGGAUGAGCUGAGGAUGGACGCGGAGGUGACGCGUGGGCAGCUGUGUGGAGUGCAGGAGCGCGUCCUGGAGCUGCUGGGAGGGACGGAGGCCAGCGAGGGUCCCAGGGCCGGAGAGAAGGAGGCCAGCGAUGUCCCUGCCCUGGUGGAGAGCCUCGUGGUCGCCGCCCUGCAGGAGAAGCGGUCCCUGCUGCUGCAGAGCCAGGAGAGGGUGGCGCAGCUGACGGAGGAGCUGGAGCAGGCGAAGGAGCGAAGCGACCAGCAGGAGGCGGAGCUGCGGGCUCGGGUGGAGGAGCUGGGCCAGGAGAGGACCCUGCUGCAGGGCAGCUUGGACGAGGUGCUCGCCGACACCCAGGCCCUGCAGGGCGACCUGGCCCAGAUGAAGGACGCUAACGACAGGAUCCGGGCCGAGAACCAGGAGCUGCUCACCCAGAUGGCCACGGCGGAGGAGAGGCUGCAGGCCAGUGAGAACAAAGAGCCGGGAGAUGAAGACCAGCCAUUGGACAAAGGCACAGAUGAGAGGGAGGAGCUACGACAGCUGCUGGCAGAGAAGGAUUUACUUAUCUCCAAACUGCAGGAUGAUAUUGCACUUUUACAGGAGACCAGAGAGAAGGCCUCUUCUACCGAAGAGAACAGUGUGACAGAUCUCACUGAAAGAAUAGCCAAACUCCAGAAGGAGAGCAAGGAAAAAGACGAGAGGACGAACAAGAUAAAGGCCGUGGCGGUGAAGGCCAAGAAGGAGCUGGACAUCAGCAGGAAGGAGGUGCAGAGUCUGAAGGAGGAGGUGGAGGGGCUGAAGGUGGAGCGGGAUAGGGUCUCCAGCUCUAUGAAGGACAUUAUCCACGGAGCGGAGGGCUACAAGAACCUCCUGGCAGAAUAUGACCGACAGACUGAGCAGCUGGAUAAGGAGAGAGAGAGGGCAGAAAAAGGGGAGAAGCAGAUUGCGGACCUCACCAAUCGACUGCAAGCUGCCAUCCAGCAGCACGAGCAGCUGUCCUCAGAGAGGGAGGACCUGGCAGCUCGUAUGGACACUCUGCAGUCUAACGUCAGGCUGCUGGAGUCCCAGGCUUUAGAAAUGCACAGGCUCAAAUCUGUGCUGGAAAAAGACCUGGAGGCAGAAAAGCUUUUAAAGGAGCAGAAAAUAAAGGAUCACUCGGCCGCAGUCAGGGAGGUGGACGAGCUGCAGGCCCAGCUGCGCAGGCAGAAGCAGCAGCUGCAGCAGACUGCGCAGGAGCUGGAGCAGCUGAGGAAGGACGCUCAGCAGAACUCCCUGAUGGACAUGGAGAUGGCCGACUACGAGCGGCUGGUCAGAGAGCUCAACCAGAAGCUGGCGGAGAGGGAGAGCCACGUGGAGGAGCUGGAGGCGGAGAUCCAGACCCACAAGCAGAAGCAGGAAACUCUCAGAGAGGAGAUCGAGUCUCUGAAAUCGCUUGUCGAUCAAGGGGAAGAGAAAACCUCCAAGAUGAAGCAGCUGCUGGUUAAAACAAAGAAGGAGUUAGCUGACACCAAGAAACAGGAAGCUGCUCAGAUGGUGCUCCAGGCGUCUCUUAAGGGGGAGCUGGAGGCGCACCAGCAGCAGCUGGAGGAUUACAAGAUUCAGUGCUGUGAUCUGACUGCGGAGCGGCACAGGCUGCAGGAGCAGCUGAAGAUGUUAACAGAGCAGCAGCAGAGAACAGCCAGCUCCUUCCAGCACAGACUGAGCACUCUGCAGGAGGAGAGCAGCGCUGCCAAGGCCGAGUUGGCGUCCACGGCCGCCGAAUUUGAGAACUAUAAGGUGCGCGUGCACAACGUCCUGAAACAGCAGAAGUCCAAGAGCGCGGCCCAGAGCGAUGGCGAUGUCACCAAACAGGAGCGGGAGCACAUGGAGAGCGUGAUUGCGCAGCUGAAGGGGCGUCUGCAGGACACCCAGCAGAACUUGCAGACGACCGGCGCAGAGCUGCAGCAGCUGCAGAACGAGCAUGACACGCUGCUGGAGAGACACAACAAGAUCCUGCAGGAGACCGUGGUGAAGGAGGCCGAGCUCCGAGAGAGGCUCAUCACCCUGCAGUCCGAGAACAUGGUGCUCAAGUCUGAGCACGCUCAGACAGUCAACCAGCUGACGGCCCAGGCCGACACCCUGCGGGGCAGCUUCCGCGAGCAGAUGCGCCACCUGCAGGACGAGCACAGGAGCACCGUGGAGACGCUACAGCAGCAGAUGACCCGGCUGGAGAACCAGCUCUUCCAUCUGCAGAGAGAGUCCAGCAUGACCAGUGCAGUCCCAGUGCAGCAAGUGAGGAAGUCUCUGCCGGACAGGAAGCCCACGGACCUGCCGCUGUUCGAGCUCCAGUCCAUGGCGCGGGAAGAGGGGGAGGGCAUGGAAACCACGGAGACAGAGUCCGUGUCCUCCACCGGGACACCCCUGCCCUCCCUGGAGCAGCUCCUCACCUCCCCGGACCCAAAACAGGAGCUGUUUGUGUGGCAGGUGGAGCCCAGUAAAGAGGAGCUGGCUCAGAAGCUGAGCACUGCCACCCGCAGCAUGGAGCACAUGAACGGCCUUCUGCACGAGACCGAGGCCACCAAUGCCAUCCUGAUGGAGCAGAUCACUCUCCUGAAGAGCGAGGUGCGGAGGCUGGAGAGGAAUCAGGAGAGGGAGAAGUCUGUGGCCAACCUGGAGUACCUGAAGAACGUGCUUCUGCGCUUCAUCUUCCUCAAGUGCGGCAGCGAGAGGCAGGCCCUGCUGCCCGUCAUAGACACCAUGCUGCAGCUCAACCCCGAGGAGAAGAGCAGGCUGGCGGCCAUCGCUCAGGGAGAGGAAGAAGUGGCAGCUGGUUCUCGCGGGUCGGGCUGGACCUCCUACCUGCACAGCUGGUCAGGGAUACGGUGAGAAGGGGCAGAACCGGGCCGGUCCAGGUCCGCGUAGGCUCCACUCACGGCAGACCUCCCCGAAACUCACCACCGCUUCUUUAGCAUGUCAACCUCACACUGCACACCUUUCAUUUUCUCCAGAUCUAUAUUUUUGAUAAAACAGAUUUUUUUUUAAAGAGGCCUUUGUAUGCUUUAACAUUCGUGAGAAGGCCUGGCGGCACAUGGGCAUAUUUGUUUCUGUGACUUUUGGUCAGUUCCUAAAUCUUGGCCUUUACCUUAGGCCAUGUAAUGCACUGUUUUUAUCUGUUUUAGUUUUUGUUUGUUUGGACCCAUGCUACUAGCUGUAAUUUGAAAAUAAUUCCAUGUUAUUUUGACCAAUGUGACAACUUUAGCCUUGGUGAGCAUACUUGCACAUGUAUGCACUUUUGUUUGUCCAAGCAGAGAAUUCAAUUUCGAGUUCAGUAGCAAUUCACAAAAAUGGCUCAGAAAUGCUCUGACUCUUAUAACAAUGUAAUUAACACUGUGUGUGGAAAUGAGGAUGCACUCGCAGUGGGCUCAGGUGUUUUCUGAUAUUUACAUCAUAUUCAAACCUGGUUUCCUCUGAUGGAAUUGCUGCCUACGUAGUUAUGAUGUUAGAGGUCUCCAUGGUUGGUGCCUGUUGAUGAUGUCACUGAAGUAUAUCUCUUCACCUAAUGCUCUUUCAUUAAUAGAGGCAUUAUAAAAGUCAGGGUUCUGGAAAGACCUGUAGCAUUGAAUGUUGGCAUGAAUUUAUAUAAAUACACCGAAUAACAGGGAAUGUGUCCAAGACAACAACUGUUGGCCUGUGCUUUCACACGUCCAUUUUAAAAUUGACCUUGCGACUGAAAACGCCCUGAAUCUUCAGAAAUUCUCAGAAAAAGAAUAAACUAAUUUUUGACUUGACCAAACCUCAGACUCUAUGUUGAAGUCCCUAUUCAGUUACUGCUAUGUAACCAGGGCAGCUGCUUUAAGUACUAAUGGCAUAUUAAUGAUAAAUGACUCUGAUACCGAAGUAAGCCUGGAAGUGAAUGAAUGAAUGUAAAUUUUAUUUAAUACUUUGGCAUUUAGGUUUAAUCAUGCUUUUAAUGUUGGGAUACUUAACAUGAAAAUUGUAAUUUUACUAUAAGUUCUACACACUGGUGGGGGGGGGGGGUAUUUUUUGGGUACUUUCAUUGUUUUCUGGUCCCCAAUGAGUAAAUACUUGAGAUGUUUCAAUGUUUAACAUUUGCAUAAAAUCAGGGGUCGCUUGAAAUCAAGAUGCACUCUGAUAAAUGUUUGCUAAGAAGAAAAAUAAAAACUGACGAAACACAAAAAGUGCAAUUCUUACCAUGAUGACUAGCCAGUGCGUGAACUGUGUGAAGGGCAUAAUAAACGUCUGAUUUAAA
Anguilla anguilla (European eel) is the source of this 6461-nucleotide messenger RNA. Its product is annotated as GRIP and coiled-coil domain-containing protein 2. Gene Ontology annotation, cellular component: Golgi apparatus. Bases 179 to 5077 code for a protein of 1632 amino acids. Gene Ontology annotation, biological process: late endosome to Golgi transport. NCBI's taxonomy places the organism in Eukaryota, Metazoa, Chordata, Actinopteri, Anguilliformes, Anguillidae. The transcript has 23 exons. The record is from RefSeq and is a predicted model, not a curated record.